Messenger RNA from Pyricularia grisea, 1267 nucleotides. RefSeq lists its product as uncharacterized. The record is from RefSeq and is a predicted model, not a curated record. The transcript is spliced from 3 exons. The coding region runs from base 405 to 893 and encodes 162 amino acids. Gene Ontology annotation, biological process: vesicle-mediated transport. Gene Ontology annotation, cellular component: intracellular membrane-bounded organelle. Lineage: Eukaryota; Fungi; Ascomycota; Sordariomycetes; Magnaporthales; Pyriculariaceae.
UUUUUUGGGUGAACAUGUCCGCCCGGCAACCCAUCUUUUUUCUCGCUGAACCAUUACGAAAGUCGCCGGCCUUUUCUUUUUCGUUUGAUCGAAUCCAAGCUGUCCAAUUCAUCCAACGAUCUUUUUUCUUUUCUUCAUAAUCUCUCACCGAAUUACUGCCGACAUAGGCUAGUGCUACUUCUUUAGAAAAGCAGCCACAUCGUUCUCAACCCAAACGCUGAAAAUAGAAUCGGAAUCUCCGCGACCCGCGUUUCGCAUUUUUAAAGACGACAAAACAUCACCGAGAGCACGAGUCGACUCUAUCAAAAGCUCCGCACUCGUCUUUGGAAGUACAGUUGUUUUACUCAACCAAGAACACCGCCUCGUUACCUUUGUUAGUUAAAACAAAACGAAGAAUCUCUGGCAUGUCUGUCAUCACACAGGCAUCGGCCAUGUUGGCCAAGCGAGCUGAUGGAUGUCCCGAUGGAUACUAUCGCUCUGGAAACUAUUGUUAUCGUGGAUCUGGAUGGUACUGGUGGGGAAGGUGGGUGUUGACGGCGGUUGUCUUACUCGGAAUCAUCGUCAUUAUCAUGCUCAUCGCGCGUACGAGCGCCCGGCGACGGAGGGCACGCGGCAUGGCGCCAAUCUACGGCACUGGAUGGGUUGGCCCUAAGCCAACGGCGUACCAGAACAACCCGAACACCUACUACCCGCCGCCGCCCCAGUACAGCGCCAACCCCCAGCAGCCGCAGUACACCGGCACGGCGUUCAACCCCAAUGACGGCUACUACGGCGGCCAACAAUCCGGUGUUCAGCCCCCAGCCAACACGUACGCUCCUCCGCAACACAACGCUCCGCCUGCCGCUAGUGGCGAUAACUAUGCCCCUCCUCCUGGCCCUCCCCCGGGAAAGUAAUCACAUAAAAAGACGUUGAAUAUGAGAUAAUUAUGACGCAUUGCCAUGAGAAGUCGGGGUUGCUGGUGCUGUCGAGGAGCUCCUAUACGAUGACAGGAUGGAGGAAAGGCUAGACUGAUUUUUUUCACAUGGUCUGAUUACUUUAUCGAUUCAGUCUCAAUGCUACUAUGAUAGUAAUCACGCGAAUUACCCACUGCACGUUGAUUUGGAUCGAGUUAAGUUUCCAUUUGUGUGUGUGUGUACACCUUGUGCUUUUGAGUCGGCCUGUCUAAUAAGGAGGACAAAAAUGGAGACUUGCAGAACAACUUGAGACCAGAUAGCCUACCUAGGUGGACUUACCGAACGGAAAUAUGCAGAGUAUCCGUUGCUCCGAC